UACCGUAGUGGUUUGAACAAAAUAGAUUCCAUAGAGGUUAAGGUUAAGGAAAGAUAUUGUUACUAUUAAUGAAUCAGACAAAGGAAUACGAGGAGAAAAACGUGAAAGAUGAUUCUACUAAAGGAAUUGCUUAUUUUUGGAGAUCGACAAACCUAGAACCGCACAUUCGAAGUUUGGCGUUUAGAGAAGGAAUAUCUAAGGUAGCCUUAGGAAAUCACCAUACUUUACUUCUCACGUUCAACUCUCAAGUCCUUUCUGUUGGCGAUAACUCUUUCGGCCAGCUCGGCCUUGGUGAUCUUAAAUCCCGAAGGGAGCCCACAGUUAUUGAUUACUUGCGUGACAAACCGGUACAAGAAAUAAGUUGUGGUGGUCAACACGGUGGUGUCAUAUGUGUCAACAAGGAGGUUUUUUUCUGGGGAGAUUCAUCUAGGGGACAAUGCGGCAUAGAUGAAACAAAACUUGUUAACCUUCCUUCGCUUGUCCGGUUUGAACGGAGUAGCAUCUCGAAUGGUAGAGGAACACUGCAAAACGACAGUUUCAAGAAGAGGGAACCUGUCAUAAUUGAAAUUUCAUGUGGAGACAGCCACUCACUAGCACUCUCAAGUGAAGGUGAAGUCUGGUCCUGGGGAACUGGUUGUCAACUGGGACAUGGUGUUGGAACAGACGGAACUGCUAUUCCUAAACAAAUAGAUGGUUUGAUUGGCAAAAAUGUAACAGAAAUUGCUUGUGGAGCAUAUCACUCUCUGGCGAUUGUCCAAGAGGAUGAAUCACACCCGACUUUUUUGCUGUCAGGCAGUGAUGGAGAGACUGUAACAUCAAAAUCAUCACACAAAAUAAAACGGGAAAAAUCUGGAAAGAAACAAAGAAAACUAUCAAAGGGAUCUAGCAAAAGAGGCCAAGUUUCUGGAAAACAUGAAAAGCAAAGGGAUUUUAAAGUUGAGACAGUUGGAAGUCCAUCAGAAACUGAGAAGAAUAGUGUGAUGCGGACAUAUCUCAGUUAUGGACCAAUGGUCGCUGAAACAAAUACUGAGGGAUAUAUUAGGGAUGUAGCUAAUGAAGGAACUUUAUUGGUACAAGAUAAGCAUGCUAAAAUCACCUCAAAGAAAGAGGAACCAAUCCUCUAUCCCUUUGGUGAAGACAUCUUAAAUAUAGAUGUUAACAAUGAAGAUGAGACAGAAAUGACUGAUGAUGCAGCUUCUGCAGUUCAUAUUCAUGAUAGUGAUGCAUCUCUUGACAUUAUUGACACAGGGUUUUCUUCGCUGGAAAAGAGUGAUGUUGAUCAGUACCUAAACAUUUGCUCUGAUCAGUCAUUCCAAGAAAUAUACUCUGCUGAAACUGCAGCUUCUAAAGAAAAUAUGUCUUACUCAAGUACAUCAAAUUUAUGUCUGUCAACAGUAUCUCCAUCGAGCCCUACAAGCUCUACAAGUAUUACAUAUUUUAUAAGCACUGAUUCAGACUCUGAGGAUUCCCUUAAUAAGGUGAUCAAGGACAGUAAAAUCACAGAGUCAGCUGCACCCAAUAGAACUUCAUCUGCUUUUUACAGUGUUAUUGGCAGUAGACUCAUUAGACCGGAUGUCAACCUAAGUAAGUUGACAAGUGCCGUAAUGGAAUCUGUCACUGGCAUGUUUAUGUCAACAACACCUGGACAGUUCCCAGUGUUUGAUGCUCCAAAAGCUGUUAUGUCAAAGGAGCCUUGUAAACAGUGUGGCUUGCUAGGCAUGUGUUUGUGUGAAGGUACCACUAGAAACAAAUUUAAAUUGGCUGGUGCAAAUACUCAGGUUUGGUCAUGGGGAAGUGGAGGCUGUGGACAGCUUGGUCUAGGAGAUACAGAAGAUAGAUUUUAUCCAUGCUGUAUAAAAGAGCUCAGUAAUGUUGGAGUGAUAAAGCUAGCUGCUGGAACCUUCCACUCAUUGGCUCAAACAGUUUGUUCUCAGGUUUUCUCGUGGGGAGAUAACUCUUGUGGUCAGUUAGGAAGGAAAAAAAGCAUGGCUCUCUGUCCUAAAAAGAUCAGAUGUUUUUCAGAUGUGCUCAUCUGGGACAUUGCAGCUGGAAGCCACUACUCUUUAUUCAUUGGAGACAUGGCCCCUAGUAGGCCUGAUGUCUAUGUUUGUGGCCGUCAACCAAGUGCAAUGCCAAGUGUGGCAGCAACAAUGAACAGCAUAAGAGAGAGCACAUCUAUGCCUUGUUUAUUCAGUGGGGAGAGUUCCACAACAGCCCAGGCAACAACAGAAAAAGGGAUGUUAUCACAAUCACAGUCAUUUGAUGACACAAAAGAACGUUCCCUACAGCACAGUAGGGUGGAGAUUGUCAGACUUACAAUGUUCAGAAAGGUGGGGCAGCUGAGGAGUGUCAGUGCUGACACAGAACACUGUGCAUGUCUUGCUGGCAGCGACAAGAGCGGAAUGUUGGAGAUAAUGAGUAAUCUUGCUAGUGAAGAGAGACUAUUUUAUUACCAGCUGGCUCUUAUUUGGCAAGCUGUUCUGACGCCAUUCCUUCAAUCAGAAGUAUGGUCAUGCUUGGCUCUAGGAGAGGUUGGACAGGUCUUAUCUUCCAUAAUACAGGCUUUUUAUGUCAUUCUGAAAUGUGUUUCCACUAGUUUUACAUCUGUAACUCAACUUGUGGUAUCAAUGAAGGACUUUCAAGAGCUGUUCAAUCUGUGUUGGUCUGAUGAUUUUUUACAAGCAUUUGAGAGGUAUUCAGAAUCCUUUAGUAAUGGAGCAGCAUUUGGUGUGUUUUCAGCAGUUUCAAGCAUAACAAGUGACAUCUCAUCGCUGAGCGAAACUGUGCUAGGUGAUAUCUUGGAUGAUGCUGGUCAGGAAUCUGUUGGUUAUGACAAUGCUUUUCAACGUGUGAUGCAAUUUCCAUUGUUGAAGAUGCAGCACUACCAAGUCAUUGUUGGAAAAUUUCAGAACACACUAAAACUUUCUCAGAAACAGGAAAAUAUAGUGAACUGUGCAAGAAUGGAAGAAGAGGCAAAACGAUGGGAACAGCUUAUCACUAAAGAUGAAAACAGGCAAGCCGAAGCUGAACGUACACUCAAGUUCUGGGUCGAGUGUCCAGCUAAAGUUGCAGAAAUCUUUAAGCAUCCAUGCAGACGGCUACUAAGGAGUAGCAAUGUGCACAGUCUUUUUCCAUCUAAGGGCUCAAGAUUUUCAACACCCCUCUUUGUUUUAUUUGAUGAUUUUUUUGUCCACUAUCAGUCUGCAAAAAGCUUCCAAGCCUUUCCACUGACUACUGUUUGGGCUGAAGGGGUGGAUGACACAGAAGGAGUGUUGAAUACAAUUAAAAUCACAACACCAGAAGAAAUAUUACUUGUCUGUGCUCCAUCAACAGUUGACAAGGCAGACUGGUUAAUGACUAUUAAUCAUGCAGUGGCUGCUAUCAUUUCAAGAACCACAACAUAUAGACUAGGAGUAGACUCUGUUAAUGCUAAGACUGGAUGCCUGGCCCCAGCUGCAGCCCGAGAAGCUUCGUAUUCCUAUGGGCAUGAUUCUGUUUUGCGUGGAGCAAGUUAUCAUGGCAUGUGGUUACAGGGAAAGCCUCAUGGCCAUGGUGAAAUGCACUGGCCUGAUGGCCGGCAAUACACUGGAGAAUUUAAACUUGGCCUGCAGCAUGGAGAAGGGGUCAUGAUCUUCCCACCCAAUGUUGCUGAUUACUCUAAAGAAAAGUAUGAGGGUCAGUGGGAAAAUGGAAAGAUGGCUGGUUAUGGUGAAGUGAGCUAUUCUAAUGGCAGUGUAUAUGUUGGUGACUUGAGUGACAACCAGCGUUCUGGCCAUGGAAGCAUGAAGUCUGGCACUUUGUCUUCAGCAGGGACAACACUUUACAUUGGAGAAUGGCUUCAUGACAAACGAUCUGGUUAUGGAGUUUUGGAUGAUAUCUUAAAAGGAGAGAAGUACCUUGGCAUGUGGGAAGCAGACUAUCGUACAGGCCCUGGAGUGCUUGUAACACUUGAUGGCAUCUACAACCAAGGAAACUUUUCACAGAACAAACUCAGUGGUAAUGGUCUUCUACUGUGUGACGAUGACACAAAAUUUGAGGGAGAAUUCAUUGGUGAUUGUUUGUUGUCUGGAAAGGGAGUGCUUACAAUGCCAAAUGGAGAUUACAUUGAGGGUAUAUUUACUGGCCAGUGGGGAAAUGGAAUACGAAUAAAUGGCGCAUUUCACAAACUGGAAGCAGGAGGAUCAGCAAACAAGCCAGCAAGACGUUCAGUUACAUACAACCAAUCCCUGAUUCCACCUCAGAAGAAAUGGAUGUCGUUAUUUUGUCAGUGCCGUAAAGCCCUAGGAUGUAAUGGUGAUCAAGAUGCUGAGCUGUCGGUCGUAUGGAAGUCCAUAUCAGUUACACUGAGAAGUAAGUGGGACUCAAAGCUGAUGCAGAGUGAGAAAGACAUCAUUCUGGAGCUAUUGGAAAGCAACAGUGAAAUGGAACAAACUGCUAGAGUCACAGGAGAUUUGGAAAAGCUACACCCGUAUCUAUCAAAGGCGAUGAGCACUAAGCAGCAUCCAGUAGGACAACUUGUAAAUGGACUAAUUGAUGUAUUUCGAGCAAGCUACAUUGGCAUGGGCACUCAUAGGAGACUGUUACCUCAUGCUGUGGCUGAAGUGAAAUCUUUUGUCAUCAGGGUAUACAACAUUAUACGUCUCCUAUUUCCUGAACUUCCCAACGAAGAGUAUGUUCAUUUAGAUACUACCACGCUGUCGGGUGUAUCAAGUCAUGGUACAGAAGAGGCUGCUACAAGCAGCGUUCUGCUACACCCCCUGCUCUUCCCCAGGCUCUAUCCCCCACUGUUCACCUUGUAUGCCUUAGAUAAUGAACGAGCAGAUAGUGCAUACUGGGAACGAAUCCAGCAGCUAAACAAACGCUCAGACUGGGCACUUAUGACUUAUGUAGGCAUGAAAAGGCAGUUUUGGCUCACUAAAGAACAAGAUAUGGGAAGUCGUUCAGACGAGGUUAAACUGGAGCGGAGAGAAGCGGAGCAUUAUGUCAGUGCUGUAGAAUCCCUUCGGCAAAUUAGCACAAAAUUUAGCCCGAUGGAGAAGCUUGGAUUGUUGAAGUCAACGUUUGAGCAGAUUAACCAAGAGGUUAGCUCAUUUUGGCAGGGAGAGAAGAAACUGGUCUCUUUAGAUGAUUUGUUUCCAGUGUUUCAGUUCGUGGUCAUCCGAGCAAGAAUACCCCAUCUUGGUUCAGAAAUUCAGUUUAUCGAUGACAUGGUAGACAGUCAUGUUCAUGUUGGCGAGCAGGGACACAUGUUUACUACGCUUAAGGCUGCCUUUUUCCAGAUACAAAAUGAAAAAGGCUGAGGAUUUAUUGCUGUGAUUAAAUCACAAAUGAAAUAUUUAUACAACUUUCUAUCGUCAUCAGUCAGAAAUGGAAAAGAGGCAUUGUUUGAUGAAACCUUAAUGGAGCAACAAAUGUUUCCCUCAAUACCUUAUUACGUUUUCUACCUUUUUAUGUUUUGUCGAUCGUUUUCUAUUUCAACCUACUCAUAGGCAUUGUCCACGAAACUUGUUCAGUUUAUCGUCUUAAGUUCAUAUUGCAAAUAUAUAUUUGCUUGUUUAGCUGGGUCAUCUUUCCUUUUUCUUUUGAAUUAUGACUUUGAUUUAAGUUUUAAAUAGUAGGGCAUACACUUGUCACUAAGAUGACAGCAGAACAAAAGAUUAUUGGAAAAACAAAGAAAAGCAGAAAGCCCCUUUAGCACACGAUUUGUUAACCAGUCAUUGGACACUUUGAGCUACUUCAUGCGCGGUUGAUCGACGUUUACCUAACAGUAUUGACAGUCAGUUGAAACAAAAUCGGAUUUGCCAUUAUCUCAAUUCUUCAAAUUACUGAAAGAUAUCCUCAUUGACUGCGUGGUCAAGGCUUUUGGGUCAUUUGAAGAAACCUUUCAGAGGAAUUUGGGUUCUUAUUUUGUAUUCGAAUACUUUCCCAGUUUUAUAGUUUAGGAUCCAAUUCACUUAUUUAAGUCACAGAUAAAGUUGGAGCUUUAUUUUUAACUCGCGUAAUUAAGCAUUCAAAGUAAGACUUGUUUAGUUAAGAAUUCAUUAAAAGGACUUUUGUGCCUUA
This is a messenger RNA of Stylophora pistillata, 6063 nucleotides long. Its product is annotated as alsin. The record is from RefSeq and is a predicted model, not a curated record. Lineage: Eukaryota; Metazoa; Cnidaria; Anthozoa; Scleractinia; Pocilloporidae.